AUGAAAGAUGUGGCGCCUAGGAAAUCGACGCUCGAAGAGACCGUAUGCCAACAGGACACAAUAUAUCAGCAUAGAAUGAAUGAAGAAGUUGAAUCACUAAAUAGACGCCUUCUUGAUUUCGAACGUCUCCACGGUAGAACGCUUUAUAAUGCAAUUGGAGCUUUGCGUGUUUGCAACCAGUAUAUAAGAGGUGCGGUGGCCAUGCUGGGCUCUGUUCCAUCAGACUCCUUCGACACCCUCCACUCGUAUGCUAAUACUUUUCAAAUGCCUUUCAUCACGCCUUGGUUUCCUGAAAAGGGUUCCGUGCGUGAAGGAUAA
Leptosia nina is the source of this 318-nucleotide messenger RNA. NCBI's taxonomy places the organism in Eukaryota, Metazoa, Arthropoda, Insecta, Lepidoptera, Pieridae. The record is from the annotation of a GenBank genome assembly.